Molecule: messenger RNA, 11995 nt
Organism: Podarcis lilfordi (Lilford's wall lizard)
Lineage: Eukaryota; Metazoa; Chordata; Lepidosauria; Squamata; Lacertidae
Source: the annotation of a GenBank genome assembly
CUUGGAGGCCUCUGGGGCGGUGAGUCCUUUGGGCGAAGGGGAGGCUGUGGGGCGACGGAGGGGUGCAGAGGAGGCUGUUGGGGGGCUGAGAGAUGAAUGGGAGGAUCCCCUGGGUGGGUGGGGUUAAGGGAAGCCAUGGUUCCCAAGGCCUCUGAGGUCCCAGCACACCCCAUGACCCCCGGGGGAAGUGGGUUGUUUGGGGGCCUCGGAAGUGGGCGCCCCUUGAGAACGGGGGGGCUGCAAGUGGGGAAAGAGGGUGGGCCUCCAUCUUUGGCAGACGCUUUCCUUGCGACCCCUGCAUUGCGCGGGGGUGGUCUGGAUGACCCUAGGGGUCCCUUCCAGCUCCACAGUUCUCUGGUUCUGGGGGGUGGAGCAUUGGAGCCAAAUCCAUGGGGCCGUGAGGGCUUUGGCUACCACGAUAAAACACUUGAAGGGACUUGUGUGUGUGUGUGUGUGUGUGUGUGUGUGUGUACACACAUGCACACACACUGUGUCACGUGCUCAGUUAUGUGGGGCGGGGCUUGAGAGAAAGGGCUCCAUCUUGGGUGAGGAAAUAUCCGGAGGGUGUGCCUUGGUUUCUCCCUCCUGCCCAGAAGUCUCCUUAAAGCCACAUCCAUAAGGGGGGGGGGUCCGAAUUACUUUCUCCCCCUUCCCACUUGGAAACUGCUUCUCCCUCAGGGACUGGGGGCUCCCAAGGUAGGAUGCUUCAUGACACCGAAUUAAACCAAAGGCCCACCUGGGUCAGUCUCUGCAGGGGUCUGGGGCUACCCAUCCCCUCCAAGAUGCCAUAACUUGUUUAAACUGAGCUGUGCAAAAUAAUUUAAAAGAGGCUGGAUCAUCAUCAUCACUAUCCGAGGCUGGGAGUUGUGUGCUGAGUUCCAGGGGGUUGUGGGAAGAGAAGGAGAAAUGGUUGGGUGGGGGCUGGAGGGGAACCCUCCCCCCCCACAAAGUAAGCAGAAAAGUCAAGAAAGACCUAGCUACAGGGAGGGAGGGGAGCAGUCUUCUCCAAAGUCUCUCACCCGGUGCAUGUUUCUGGGUGUCAGAAAGCAGCCCUGUGCAGAUUUAUUCAUAAGUAAGCCCCGGUGGGUUGCUCGGUCCCUGCUCCUGCCAACCUAGCAGUUCGAAAGCACGUCCAAGUGCAAGUACAUAAAUAGGUAUCGCUCCAGCAGGAAGGUAAAUGGCGUUUCUGUGUGCUACUCUGGUUCGCCAGAAGCGGCUUAGUCAUGCUGGCCACAUGACCCGGAAGCUGUACGCCGACUCCCUUGGCCAAUAAAGCGAGAUGAGUGCCACAACCCCAGAGUCGGUCACGACGACCUAAUGGUCAGGGUUGGACGUGCUUUUGUACUGCUAGGGUGACAGGAGCAGGGACAGAGCAAAGGGAGCUCACCCCGUCACGGGGAUUUGAACUGCCGACCUUCUGAUCGGCAAGUCCUAUGCUCUGUGGUUUAACCCACAGCGCCACCCGCAUCCCUAUGGUCAGGGGUACCUUUACCAUAGAAUCAUAGAGUUGGAAGAGACCACAAGGGCCAUCGAGUCCAACCCCCUGCCAAGCAGGAAACACCAUCAGAGCACUCCUGACAUAUGGUUGUCAAGCCUCUGCUUAAAGACCUCCAAAGAAGGAGACUCCACCACACUCCUUGGCAGCAAAUUCCACUGUCGAACAGCUCUUACUGUCAGGAAGUUCUUCCUAAUGUUUAGGUGGAAUCUUCUUUCUUUCUUGUAGUUUGGAUCCAUUGCUCUGUGUCCGCUUCUCUGGAGCAGCAGAAAACAACCUUUCUCCGGGGGGGGGGGGGGGGGAGAACAGAUUAAACUGGUAUAACCAAAAAAACCUUUAAAAAUGGGGCUCCUCUUGGGAAGGGGGUACCCUAUUUGAGCUUCUCUAGAGGCUGCAGAAUGUUUUGGGCAGGAGAAUCCCUGCAGGGCCUCUGAGGCUCCCUUUGCUUCUUCCUCCCUCCCAGGAACCUGCAGCUUCUGAGCUCCUCAGGAAGGACCAAAGCGCCUGAACCUGCAAACCUAGUAAAGAUGGAAGGAGGAAGAUGGACAGUUGACCUUAUCAGACUGCCUCCUGCAUCCCUCCCCAAAACCUCUGGGCAUUUUCUCCCAGGGCCCUCAGAGACAUCUGGUGAGUUCCAGGGGAGUGGAGAUGGGGACAUAGAUGGAUCAAUAAAUGGUGAAGAGGAAAACCUAUUCCUAGGUAUUUGACUUUUAGGUGCUAUUUGUUGGGAUACUGCCAGGGAGACAAAAUCCAUCAUGGCCCCCAAGUCGUCUCCAGACGUCCAUCGAUCUCCCGUAGACACGCAGUAUCAGCAAUUAGCGACACGAGCUCCAGAAAUAGCUUGCCACAUUCCAGAGCUGAUGCACGCUCUAUCAGCAGAUAAUGCACAGCGAAAGAUGCACUCAGGAGAGCAUUAUUUACAAGUUUAUUCAGCAUUGAUCAGAACAAAGAAAACAUGACUGCCUGCUUCAUGUUUCAGACACACAGAGAGAAACGAAAGCAAAGACACAACAGAAACAUCCUGUGAACAGGAAAUACGCAGACUCUCUGACUCACAAAGCCUGCUCCCUUUUAAGAUGGAACGGAAAUAUCCUAACACCCUCCCCCUUUCCGUGUAACCUGUAGUACCUGUGGUUCAACCCAAUUGCAACCUCUGUACAUAAACCUUAAGUUGUUCUCUGUUAACAACCUUAGACAACAGAUCAGCAGGAAUUUCAUUUCCUGGCAUGUAGGACACCUGAAUGAGUCCUUUCUGAAUACACUCUCUUGCACGAUGUAGCUUAAUCUGCAAGUACUUGGUUCUUUGCUUGCAACUCUCUGAGUGAAAAUGACAGAGCAUUGAGUUCUGCUUCACAGGAACUUAGGCUUACUGUUGUCUGCUUCUUGCACAGCCAGUCAAACAGACAGUGGUUGUACAUGUAGCAUACUCCAGAAGUGCUUGUACCAUCCGUGGUGUCACUUCCAAAACUAGCAUCUGCAAAGAUUUCAAGACCUCCAGUCUUCUGACUGGUGAACCUCAGCCUGUAGUGCAAAGUCCCUUUCAAAUAGCAGGCUGUGCGCUUCAGAGCUUUCCAAUCCUGAACAGUAGGAUUGUUGGCAUGUCUGCUAAGCAGGUUACAGCUUACAGCUAUGUCAGGUCUUGAACAUCUAGCAAUGAAAUUCAACUUGCCUAGAAUGCAUCUGUACAGCGUAGUGUCAGAAAACGCUUCAGCAGUACUAUCUACCUGGUAACCUGUCACCAUCGGUGUGUCUGCUGGGUUUGCAUCAACCAAAUUCAACCUGGUUAAUACAUCAGCAAUUUUCUGUGUUUGGUGUACCAGAAAAUUACCUGCUUGGUCCCUCUCCACCUGCAGAGAAAGAUAGUUGGAUACCUCACCAAGACCCUUCAUGUCAAAGUGCUCCUUCAGCUGAGCUAGGGUGCUUUGGUACAAAGCCUGAUUCUUCUAAAACAUCAGAAGAUCAUCAACAAAACAUAAACAAUACAGUUUGUUUUGCCCCUCCUCCUUGACAAACACACAUGGAUCAGCUUUGCCCUGGUGAAAACCUAGAGAAAGCAACGUCUCAGUGAGUUUUGUGUUCCAACACCUGGCACUCUGCUUGAGACCAUAUAAGGAUUUCCGCAGUUUACAGACCAUUCCCUUCUGUAUCUGCAUCCCGUCAGGUGGAAGCAUAUACAGCUCCUCCCCCAAAACUCCAUACAAAAAAGCUGUAUUAAUGUCAUGAUGGGAAACAUGCAGUUUCUCUUCCGCAGCAAUCUUGAGCAUCAGCCGAAUGCUCUCAUACUUGAAGGUGGGUGAGUAGGUCUCGUGGUAAUCCUGUCCUGGUACCUGUGAAAAACCUCUGGCAACCAAUCUGGCUUUGUGUCUGACAACCUUGCCAUUCUGGUCUGUCUUGGCCUUGAAGACCCAUUUGCUGCCAACCAGUCUCAUUCCUGGGACUACCGGUACCAGCUCCCAAGUUUGGUUCCUAUUCAAGGAAUCAACUUCAGCCUUCAUGGCUUUAAGCCAAGGCUCAGCAUCUUUAGAGGUUAACUCCUGAACCUCUUUGAAGCUUGAAGGUUCCCACACCUUCUCUGAGCUAGUAAGAACAGCAGUUGCUGUCUUAGCAAACUCAUCAGCAAAUCUCUUUGGAGGUUUGCCCUUCGUCGCCCUUUCAGAUCUGCGUACUAGACGCAAGUCUUCUGGACUCAUCUCCUCCUUCUUAGGAGAAAAGUGACCAAUGGUGAACAGUGGUUCUUCCAGUUCAUUGUCAGACGCAUCAGAUGGUCUGACUGAGGCCUUUGCACUCUUGUAGUCUGCUGUGUCAUCACUGUCACUGACACCAGCAGCAGCACCGCCCAAUGAACUGGAAUCCGAACUCUGAUCAUCCUCCUCCUCCUCUUCUUCCUCAACACCAUCUGCUUUUUUCACAUCACCUUCAUCCUCCUCUGGGUAACUCUGGAAAAUUCCCACAUUUCCCCCCCACUUAGGAUUGUACUCAACACUCUUUGUGAACUUAAUGGACUUAGAGUCAGUCAUCCAUACCCUGUAUGCACCUUUUUCGUACCCCAUGAACAAACCAUGUGCCCCACGCUUCCCAAGCUUGUUGCUCUGUGGGGUGUGUACCCACAUGUCAGAACCAAAGAUUCUCAUGUGCUUGAUGCAAGGUUUCUUACCAAACAUCUUCUCAAGGGGGUACAACCAAUAGGUGAUGACAGUCUGCGAUUAUGAGUGUAAACAAAAGUCGACAGAGCCUCCCCCCAAUACUUAUCAGGGAGAUUGGCAUCAUGCAACAAGGUUUUUAGGCCUUGAAGCAACGUUUGAUUUGCUCGCUCUGCAAGUCCAUUCAUCCAUGGUGAUCUAGGCGUUGACAAAUCAUGCUGGAUUCCCUUCUCAGUCAGGAAAGCUUCAAACUGCUGAGAAGUGAAUUCCCCGCCUCGAUCAGUAAAGAGACAGCUGAUACGUUUACUUUGAACAUUCUCCAACCAAGCACAGAAUGCCUUGAACUUCGGAAACGCUUGCGAUUUCUGCUCGAGCAUAAACACAUGAAUGUACCUGGAAAAAGAAUCAAUUAGAACCAUGAAGUACCUUGCUCCACCCAAAGAGGGCGCAAGUGGACCAACCGGGUCUGUGUGGACUAGCUGGUAGGGUUUAGAAGCCUGCCUGCUAGACUCCUUGCCUUUUGGAGCAACCUUCACCUUGUUCUCUGCACAAGAUACACAUUUCAUGUGAAACUUACAGGGUUUGAUGUUCAAACCCUGAACCAAUCCUGGCAUCUUGGCCAGUGCCUGCCAAGACAUGUGACAAAAUCUUCUGUGUGCUUCAUGAAUGCAUCCUGCAUGAAGAAUUUUGUUAGUUAGUGCAACACAACAAGAAUCAACAUUAGACACAACCGCACCAUUGUCAUCAUAAGUUAUACAGAACAAUCCAUCUAUAAACUUUGCGUGCAAAAUGUCCUCUUUGCCUUUCCUGAUGACACAGACGCUCCUCUUGAAGGAAAUCUCAAAACCACGCCCAGUCAGCUGUGGGACACUGAGCAAAUUGUCUGCAGCACCUGGAACAUAAAGUACACCUUUGAUGGUUGUGUGCAGACUUGCCAGUCUCACAGUCCCUUCUCCUGCGAUUCGCAACGUCUUUCCGUCAGCCAGGUGGAUCUCACCAUCUUGAGGUUUGAAGGAGAUAAAGAGAUGCCGGUCUUUUGUCAAAUGGCGGGUGCAUCCAGAAUCUACAAUAAAUCUGGCCUUGGACCUUUGGAGCAGCUUUUGCAGCAAGCAAAACCUUGUUAUCCACCGGCGUGGGCUUUUGCUGCUUGCCCCCCCCCGCUCCUGGCCAUCAAACUUGCCUUUAGCCUUUGGUGAGGCUGUGCCAGCAAACAAAGCCUUGUUUGCCACUGGCAUGGGCUCUUCACCCCCCUUCUGCUUUGGGCCAUCUGCAGGUAUCGGUCUCUGUUUACCUCUGGCCUUCCGGCCUCUGUGAGGAUGACCUUGGCUCCCAUGAGAAACAGAGCUCUCAGCUGCCGACUCCUUGGCUCCCCCUGGAGGCUGGAAUGCUGCCUGGGAUGACAUCACAGUCAGCUCCCCCUGCAGCUUGCAACCGGUGCCCUCGGCAUCCCUGCAUUCACUCGCAUUCUGGGAAACAGCCAGUACCUCCGAUGCAGUCAAACUCUGGGCUGGGAUGACUGGCAGAUGGGCUAUCUUCAAAGCAUUCCACAUCUUACGUGCAGUUGUGUUACCAGCUAACAUGGCAAUUUCCUCCAGAGAGACGGAAAAGACUAUUACGUCUAUGGCCUUUGAAUUUUGGGCCCUCCAUCUGUCUGUCAGAGGAACUGGAGGGGCUUCAGACACAGUAUGCCACACUCCAAACUGACGCAGCAAACUUUCACACCAUUUUGCCCAGGUCUCAUAAUUGUGCCGAUUUAACUUGGGGCACUCAGCAGCUUCAGAAGCUUGUAAAAACUCCAUUCCAGCUCUUCACUUGAGCCGUGAGCCUUAUUCACUUCAGAGGCUCCUUAUCUCGGCAGCUCAUAAAUCUUGAGGCCUGCUUGGCUUGACUCCCAGACCAAUUAGUCGGCCGGAGUUCAAAGAGGCUUUGCCGUGGCAACGAAAACCCUCACUUUCACUUUUCCCCUACAUACCUCUCUCGCAGUCUUACUCUCCUGUAAGUGCCGUGAAUCUGGGCCCGAAACCUGUUGUUGGGAUACUGCCAGGGAGACAAAAUCCAUCAUGGCCCCCAAGUCAUCUCCGGACGUCCAUCGAUCUCCCGUAGACACGCAGUAUCAGCAAUUAGCGACACGAGCUCCAGAAAUAGCUUGCCACAUUCCAGAGCUGAUGCACGCUCUAUCAGCAGAUAAUGCACAGCGAAAGAUGCACUCAGGAGAGCAUUAUUUACAAGUUUAUUCAGCAUUGAUCAGAACAAAGAAAACAUGACUGCCUGCUUCAUGUUUCAGACACAGAGAGAGAAACGAAAGCAAAGACACAACAGAAACAUCCUGUGAACAGGAAAUACGCAGACUCUCUGACUCACAAAGCCUGCUCCCUUUUAAGGUGGAACGGAAAUAUCCUAACACUAUUUCCUCUGCAGGACUCCUGGCUAGUUGCUGAUCUUUUUGGGCAAGGUUCUUGACCGUGUGGUUGCAGACAUAAUCCAGGUGGUUUUGGAGGAAGCUGAUUUUCUAGAUCCAUUGUAAUUGGGUUUUGGCCCAGAAACUGCUUUGGUUGCCCUGUAUGAUGACCUCUGUUGGGAAAGAGACAGCAGAACUGUGUUCCUACUAAUUCUUGACCUUUCAGCGGCUUUCGAUUCCAUCUACCAUGGUAUCCUUGUAGAGCAGCUGUUUGCGUUAGGGGGUGGGUGACACCGCUUUGCUGUGGUUCCUAUCUUACUUGGAUGGUUGUUUUCAGAGGGUGUUGCUUGGAGAGUAUCCUUCAGCCCUGUAGAACCUUCAAUGUGGGAUUUCUCAGGGUUCAGUUUUAUCCCCUAUGCUGUAUAACAUCUAUAUGAUACCACUAAGUGGAGUUACCCAGAGGUUUGGAGUAUGUUGUCAGCAAUAUGCUGAUGACACUCAGCUCUAUUUCUCAGUUGCAUCUACAGGUGAGGCAGCAGGUGUGCUAGACCAUUGUCUUGCCUUGGUAAUAGACUGGAUGAGAGGCAACAAACUGAAGCUGAAUCCAGCUAAGACAGAGGCCCAGUUAAUGGGUGGUUCCCUAGACUGGAUGGCUGGGAGGUUGCCUGCUCUUGAUGGGAUUACACACCCUCUGAAAGAGGAGGCAUGUUGCUUGGUGGGACUUCUGCAUCCAUUGCUGGCUCAGGUGGCCAUAGCGGCGUGGCUUCAGUUGGCGGCCCCAGCUGCACCCCUAUCCUAUUCCAACAAGAAAGACAAGUGGGAGGUACAUAAAGAAGCACAUGUGGCUGUAUAAGGAGCUUUCGGAUGAGCUGAAAUUUAAGAAAGGCGGGAGUAAGAAAUGGAAGAAAGGGGAAAUCAUGAAGGAAUAGUAUAAAUGAGUAGCCAGCAGUAACAAGGAUAAGAUCAUGCAGACGAAAGAUAAGAAUGAGCUUGGGCGUACAAGAGAGGUAAAAAAUAAUAAAAGUCCUGAGUCUGUUGUUGUUCGACAUCUUUAUAAACAACUUAGAUGAAGGAAUUGAGGGGAUGGCUACUCAUCCAAUGUGCAGAUUAUGCCAAAGUGGGAGAUUCAAUAUUACCAUAACAGAUUGGAGUACUGGGCAAAAAUGAAUUUCAGUGGGGACUGAAUAUCAGAUUCUACAAUGAGGCCAGAAGAACCAACUGCACAUAUAUAAGAUGGAGGGCACCUGGGUUGUCAGUAGUACCUGUCUCACCACAAGCUUAACAUGAUCAAAGGACUGGAAACCAAGCCUUAUGAAGAAUAGCUGAGGAAGCUGGGUUUGCUAAGCCUGAAUAAAAGGAAACUAGGAAGAGAUAUGCCAUCUUCCUCGUACACCUCGUACCUACGGGACCGCCUCUCCCGGUAUGCCCCACAGAGACCCUCAAGGUCCAUAAAUAGCAAGACCCUAGUGGUCCCGGGCCCUAAGGAAGUUAGAUUGGCUUCAACCAGAGCCAGGGCCUUUUCAGCUCUGGCUCCGGCCUGGUGGAACGCUCUGCCUCAUGAGACCAAGGCCCUGCAGGAUCUGAUUUCUUUCCGCAGGGCCUGCAAGACAGAGUUGUUCCGCCUGGCCUUUGGCUUGGAGCCAAUUUGAUUCCCUCCCCCUCUUUCUUUUUUCCUUUCUCCUCCUGCGAUGAGGCUACAUCUUAAUAUUUUAAUGUUUUCAAUGUUUUAAUGUAUUUUAAUUUUGUUUUUAAGUUGUAUUCAUUCAACUUAUUUUUAUUAUUGCUUGUUAGCCGCCCUGAGCCCGGCCUUGGCUGGGGAGGGCGGGGUAUAAAUAAAAAUUAUUAUUAUUAUCUUCUGAUAUCUUAUCUAAAGUGCUGUCACGUGAAGAUGGAGCAAGCUUGUUAUCUUCAUCUCUGGAGGGUAGGACCUGAUCCAAUGGAUUCAGAUUACAAGAAAUGUGAAUCCAGCUAAACAGUAGAACAGACACCCUCUGAAGGUGGUUGACUCUCCUUCCUUGGAGCCUUUUAAGCAGAGCUUGGAUGCUUAAGUCGAGAUUGCUGCAUUGCAGAAGUUUGGACAAGAGGACCCUCGGGGUCUCUUCCAAGUCUAGAUAGAAUUGUUCAUAUACCACCCUUCAUCUAAGCAUCACUGCACGGUUUACAAUAUAAAUGAAGAAAAAUACGUAACAUCGUAACAACCAAAACAGUACAACCACACACACAAUUUAAAGAGGCAGAGAUGAUUUAAUUAGGCACAGGCAAGGGAAAAGAGGAAAGUUUUCAUUUGUUGCCCAGAUUGUAACACCUGGCAUUACUAUAUUUUGACAUCAUUUUAGGUGUAUUCCUAAAAAAAUGGAACAUGAAAAGAGAGACCGUAAGAGAUAUUGAAAUAAGAGGCGCUAUUUGCACCCGAUGUGUGUUAUGUUACUUCUUCCUCUUCCUUGGAAGCCUAACAGGAUUUUCUUUCCUCCCCAAGCAGGUGAUGGAAACAAUAGUCAGAAUUUACCUGGAAUUUCAUUGAAGAAACCAUUUAAAUGCAUGGUGUGCGGAAAGUGCUUCAUCCAGAAGACAAAGUUUACUUUACACCAGCGAACUCACACAGGGGAGAAACCAUAUGAAUGUAUGGAGUGUGGAAAGUCUUUCAGCCGGAAGGAACACCUUACUUUACACCAGCGAACUCACACAGGGGAGAAGCCAUUUCAGUGUAUGGAGUGCGGAAAGACAUUUGCUGAUCCUGCAAGCCAUGCAAGACAUCAACGGAUUCACACAGGAGAAAAACCAUUUAAAUGUUUGGAGUGCGGAAAGUGCUUCAAUGUAAGUGGAAACUGUACAAAGCAUCAACUCACUCACACAGGGGAGAAACCUUUUAAAUGUUUGGCGUGCGGAAAGUGCUUCAUUGAUCAUACAUCCCUUAGUUCACAUCAAAGAAUUCACACAGGGGAGAAGCCAUUCAAAUGUAUGGAGUGCGGGAAAUGUUUCAGGUGGAAGAAAUACCUUACUACACACCAGCGAACUCACACAGUGGAGAAACCAUAUGAAUGUAUGGAGUGUGGAAAGUGUUUCAAGUGGAAGCAAUACCUUACUGCACACCAGCGAAAUCACACAGGGGAGAAACCAUUUGAAUGUAUGGAGUGUGGAAAGUGUUUCAGGUGGAAGCAUUCCCUUACUAUACACCAGCAAACUCACACAGUGGAGAAACCAUAUGAAUGUAUGGAGUGUGGAAAGAGUUUCAGGUGGAAGUAUUACCUUACCACACACCAGCAAACUCACACAGUGGAGAACCCAUAUGAAUGUAUGGAGUGUGGAAAGUGUUUCAGGUGGAAGCAUUCCCUUACUACACACCAGCAAACUCACACAGGGGAGAAACCAUAUGAAUGUAUGGAGUGUGGAAAGUGUUUCAGGUGGAAGCAUUCCCUUACUACACACCAGCAAACUCACACAGGGGAGAAACCAUUUAAAUGUAUGGAGUGUGGGAAGACUUCCGCAGAUAGUGGAUCCCAUAUAAAACAUCUACGAAUUCACACAGGAGAAAAACCAUUUAAAUGUAUGGAGUGUGGAAAGACUUCCGUAGAUAGAGGAUCCCAUAUAAAACAUCUACGAAUUCACACAGGAGAGAAACCAUUUAAAUGUAACGAGUGUGGAAGCUGCUUCAAUCAAAGUGGAAACCUUAAAAAGCAUCUACGAAUUCACACAGGAGAAAAACCAUUUAAAUGUAACGAGUGUGGAAGCUGCUUCAAUCAAAGUGGAAACCUUAAAAACCAUCUACGAAUUCACACAGGGGAGAAACCAUUUGAAUGUAAAGAGUGUGGGAAGACUUCCGCUGAUCGUUCAACCCAUGCAAAACAUCUACGAAUUCAUACAGGAGUGAAACCAUUUAAAUGUAUGGAGUGUGGGAAGAGCUUCACACGGAAGACAACCCUUACUUUACACCAGAGAACUCACAUGGGAGAAACAAUUUAAAUGUAUGGAGUGUGGGAAGAGCUUCAGUCAAAGAGGAAGACUUAGAAAACAUCAACAAACUCACACAGGAUGAAAAAGCAUUUAAAUGUGUGCAGUGUGGAAAGUGCUUCAGCUAGUAAUCACACCUUCACAUCAACAAAUUCACACUGGGAAGAAACCAUUUAAAUGCUCAGAGUGUGGAAAGAGCUUCAGUGAAAGUGGAAUGUUCAUAUUCAUCAGGGAAUUCACAUAAGAGAAACAAUUUAAAUAUAUGGAAUGUGGAACAAUUUUCACUCACAUUUCACUCUUAUCACACAAAAUAUAGAGCCAUAAAAUUGUAGAAUGGGAAGGGCCCCAAGGGACAUCUAGUCCAACCUCCUGCAAUAGUAAAAUCUAAACGGAUGGCCUUUGGAGAAUUUUAAUCAAUGAAGGGGAGCCCACAACCCAUCAAAGGAGUUUGUUCCCCUGUUGAAAAGAUCUUAUCAUCAGAAAGCUCUUCCUGAUGUUUAGCCAGAAUCCACACUUUAAUCAAUUUGCUAACUCUCAUCUUCUUAAAAUAAGAGCUAAUCUGAUCAUGUGUCGCUUUGCAUUUUGAACUUCAUAAGUUUCACGAUCAAUAAUACUGGCUGAUGUACAGUAUUAAAUAUAUGUGUUUAGGAAGUUUGCAUUAGACAGGACAGGUUUGUCUGCAACAAAUUGUGGGAUGUUUCUGUUUUGAGGGUUUCGGCUAAAUCAGGGUUUCCCAGACUUGGGUCUCCAGUUGUUUUUGGACUACAGCUCCCAUCAUUCCUGACCACUGGUCCUGCUAGCUAGGGAUGAUGAGAGUUGUAGUCCAUAAACAGCUGGAGAACCAAGUUUGGAAAACCCUGGGCUAAAUGAUGACUCAUUGCUGGAAACCCGAGUGGUCUCUUCUGGCAGAAAAUGGAACCCGAGAACUCAGCGGAGCAAUGCAUUACUUUGUAUCUUUGCAAGCUUUAUUUUCAACUCUUUUAAAACUCUUCUGCAAUAAAGCUUUGAAACUCA